This is a messenger RNA of Equus quagga, 2982 nucleotides long. It is a transcript of the gene KCNH6, whose product is annotated as potassium voltage-gated channel subfamily H member 6. Gene Ontology annotation, cellular component: membrane. Bases 1 to 2982 code for a protein of 993 amino acids. NCBI's taxonomy places the organism in Eukaryota, Metazoa, Chordata, Mammalia, Perissodactyla, Equidae. Gene Ontology annotation, molecular function: inward rectifier potassium channel activity. The transcript is spliced from 14 exons. The record is from RefSeq and is a predicted model, not a curated record. Gene Ontology annotation, biological process: membrane repolarization during action potential; potassium ion transmembrane transport; regulation of ventricular cardiac muscle cell membrane repolarization.
AUGCCGGUCCGUAGGGGCCACGUCGCGCCCCAAAACACUUACCUGGACACCAUCAUCCGCAAGUUCGAGGGCCAGAGUCGUAAGUUCCUGAUUGCCAAUGCUCAGAUGGAGAACUGCGCCAUCAUUUACUGCAACGAUGGCUUCUGUGAACUCUUCGGCUACUCCCGAGUGGAGGUGAUGCAGCGACCGUGCACCUGCGACUUCCUCACAGGCCCAAACACCCCGCGCAGUGCCAUGUCCCGCCUGGCGCAGGCCCUGCUGGGGGCCGAGGAGUGCAAGGUGGACAUCCUCUACUACCGCAAGGAUGCCUCCAGCUUCCGCUGCCUGGUGGAUGUGGUGCCCAUAAAGAAUGAGGACGGGGCUGUCAUCAUGUUCAUCCUCAACUUUGAGGACCUGGCCCAGCUCCUGGCCAAGAGAGGGAGCCGCAGCCUGUCCCAGCGCCUGCUGUCCCAGAGCUUCCUGGGCUCUGAGGGCUCUCAUGGCAGGCCGGGUGCACAGGGGCCUGGUGCGGGCAGGGUCAAGUACAGGACCGUCAGCCAGAUCCCGCAGUUCACGCUCAACUUUGUGGAGUUCAACCUGGAGAAGCACCGCUCGGGCUCCACCACGGAGAUUGAGAUCAUCGCACCCCACAAGGUGGUGGAGCGGACCCAGAAUGUCACCGAGAAGGUCACCCAGGUCCUGUCCCUUGGUGCAGACGUGCUGCCGGAGUACAAGCUGCAGGCGCCACGCAUCCACCGUGGGACCCUCCUGCACUACAGCCCCUUCAAGGCUGUGUGGGACUGGCUCAUCCUGCUGCUGGUCAUCUACACAGCCGUCUUCACACCCUACUCAGCUGCCUUUCUGCUCAGUGACCAGGACGAGUCUCAGCGUGGGGACUGCGGCUACACCUGCAGUCCACUCACUGUGGUGGAUCUCAUUGUGGACAUCAUGUUUGUUGUGGACAUUGUCAUCAACUUCCGCACCACCUAUGUCAACACCAAUGACGAAGUGGUCAGCCACCCCCGCCGCAUUGCCGUCCACUACUUCAAGGGCUGGUUCCUCAUUGACAUGGUGGCCGCCAUUCCCUUUGACCUGCUCAUCUUCCACACUGGCUCUGAUGAGACGACAACCCUGAUCGGGCUGCUGAAGACGGCACGGCUGCUGCGGCUGGUGCGGGUAGCCCGGAAGCUGGACCGCUACUCUGAGUAUGGGGCAGCUGUGCUCUUCCUGCUCAUGUGCACCUUUGCACUCAUCGCGCACUGGCUGGCCUGCAUCUGGUACGCCAUCGGCAACGUGGAGCGGCCCUACCUGGAGCCCAAGAUCGGCUGGCUGGACAGCCUGGGUGUGCAGCUUGGCAAGCGCUACAACGGCAGCGACCCAGCCUCAGGCCCCUCAGUGCAGGACAAGUAUGUCACGGCCCUCUACUUCACCUUCAGCAGCCUCACCAGCGUGGGCUUCGGCAAUGUCUCACCCAACACCAACUCUGAGAAGGUCUUCUCUAUCUGCGUCAUGCUCAUCGGCUCCCUCAUGUACGCCAGCAUCUUCGGCAACGUGUCCGCCAUCAUCCAGCGCCUGUACUCCGGCACCGCGCGCUACCACACGCAGAUGCUGCGUGUCAAGGAAUUCAUCCGAUUCCACCAGAUCCCAAACCCGCUGCGACAGCGCCUCGAAGAGUACUUCCAGCACGCCUGGUCCUACACUAAUGGCAUCGACAUGAACGCGGUGCUGAAGGGCUUCCCCGAGUGCCUGCAGGCCGAUAUCUGCCUGCACCUGCACCGCGCGUUGCUGCAGCACUGCCCGGCAUUCCGCGGCGCCAGCAAGGGCUGCCUGCGCGCGCUCGCCGUCAAGUUCAAGACGACGCACGCUCCUCCAGGGGACACGCUGGUACACCUCGGCGACGUGCUCUCCACGCUCUACUUCAUCUCCCGGGGCUCCAUCGAGAUCUUGCGCGACGACAUGGUCGUGGCUAUCCUAGGAAAGAACGACAUCUUUGGGGAGCCUGUUAGCCUCCAUGCCCGGCCAGGAAAGUCCAGUGCAGACGUGCGGGCCCUGACUUACUGCGACCUGCACAAGAUCCAGCGGGCAGACCUGCUGGAGGUGCUGGACAUGUACCCCACCUUCGCAGACAGCUUCUGGAGUAAGCUGGAAGUCACCUUCAACCUGCGGGACGCAGAUGGGGGUCUCCAGUCAUCACCCCAACAGGCUCCAGUCAGCCAGGACCACCGAGGCUUCUUCCUCAGUGAUGAGCAGACAGCCAGCCCCCCCAGGCUGGGUCCCCAGUCCCCAUCUCAGGGCUACAGCCUUCUGGGUCCUGGAAGCCAGACCACACUGGGGGCAGGACCUCGUACUCCAGGUCACCCAGGCGCAGCCCCGUCCAUGAGCAUCUCAGAUGCAUCUGGCCUCUGGCCUGAGUUGUUGCAGCAAGUGCCCCCAAGGCCAAGGCACAGCCCCCCAAACCCUCAGGGAGACCCAGACUGCUGGCCUCGGGAGCUAGGCUCCAGGCUAGAGCAGCUGCAGGCCCAGAUGAACAGGCUGGAGUCCCGCAUGUCCUCAGACCUCAGCCGCAUCCUUCAGCUCCUUCAGCAGCCACUGCCCCAAGGCCACACUGGCUACAUUCUGGGAGCCCCUGCCUCCAAUGACCUGGCCUUGUUUCCUGCGGCCUCAGUGACUCAGAGUCCAGAAACUAGGCUGUCCCAGGGCAGUCUGUCCCCUGCACAGACCCAAAGCUCUGGUGACUUGGGCAAAUGUGGGCCGAAGCACAGGAACUCCUCCUCCAGGUUGCCUCACCUCAUCACGGCAAUGGACAAAACGCUGACACUGUCCUCAGAACAGGAGCAGCCUGAGGAGUUCCUGCCACCCCUGGCCUCUCCUCUCUGUCCCCUGGAGGUACAGGGACUCGUCUAUGGUGCCCGCUUCCCCUCCCUCCCUGAACAUCUCAGCUCUGUCCCCAAGCAGCUGGAGUUCCAGAGACAUGGCUCAGAUCCUGGAUUUGCAGGGAGUUAG